AUGAUGGUAGUGAUAACCUUGGCUGAAUUACUGUGGGAGCAAUUGAAAAACUAUCAAAAUACACCUUCAGGGAAAUCUUCUAAAGCUGAAGAACCUUAUAAUUCCCGAUCCAUGGAUGAUCUGCUUGCUUUUCUGGAUGGCCCACAUGCCGAUGGAAAGAAAUGCUUUGUUUGUGCUGUCGUUCAUAACAUUGAUGGACCUGCUUUACGAGACUCUGAAAGUCAGCAGUAUCUUGCAAGAAUUUCUGCUUGUUCUCAUAUUCGUAUCGUUGCUUCCAUCGACCAUGUGAAUGCACCUCUUUGUAAGUAUCAUCUAGGCUUUGUGAUUUAUUUCAGAUAUGAGAAUUGGUGGUGGGCACGUUGCAAACAGUUGUCUUUCAGCUUGUUUACUUGCUGCUCUCCUGGGUUUAUUCAGAUAAACGGUGUCAUCUAA
Molecule: messenger RNA, 432 nt
Organism: Ilex paraguariensis (yerba mate)
Lineage: Eukaryota; Viridiplantae; Streptophyta; Magnoliopsida; Aquifoliales; Aquifoliaceae
Source: the annotation of a GenBank genome assembly